Messenger RNA from Phalacrocorax carbo (great cormorant), 1624 nucleotides. NCBI's taxonomy places the organism in Eukaryota, Metazoa, Chordata, Aves, Suliformes, Phalacrocoracidae. The record is from RefSeq and is a predicted model, not a curated record.
UCAGCAAUAGCUGAAACAUCCCUGUGGUAUCAACAGUGGUUUGGUCACAAAUCCAAACCACAGCACCAUGGUUUUCGUCACCAGCUCCUGUGAAGAAAAACUCUUUCCCAGCCAAAACUAGUACACCCAUAUAUUUUAGAUACCUGAUAAUGAUUCUACAAGUGCAAAUACUGGUAACAAAGUCAUCUCUUAAGGAAAGAAAAAUAAUGUAUCUAUAUCCACAGAUCAAUACCCUGGUUAGUAGAAUGCAGGAGAGAAUACUGUUACUUUUUUCUCACAGUCAAAAUAGAGAAAAAAGAGCUACCGUUAGCCUAAAAGAAGCCUGUUGGCAAACUAAUUAUUAGGAAGGUGAAGCCAGUAUGGUUGAGUUCAGUUAAUGCCAUGAAUGUAUUUAAAAUGCUCAAAGAGAAAGUUAGGCUAGUUAGGAAAAUCUGACAGAGUUUACGUUGACCCUUUUCUGAAUACUUGCAGAAUCUACUCUUACUGAACUUAAAUUGACUUCUGUAUGGGGCAGAACUUCAUUUUUAGAAACUACCACUCUGCCUUUAUUUCCUGUAAUUUCUUUCCCACAAAGCUGAUGUAGCUCAUAAGAAUGAAACGGCUAACAGAAAUAAAGCAGCAUCCUUCUGGGGUAAGCAGCAGCUGAGCCAUUUUAGGAAAGUAUAGACCCAACAAGAUGAGUGGUUUUAACUUUAAAACCUAUGUAGUUCUUUCUGUUUCUGUAUUGGGGUAUCAAGUAUUUCGUCACACUGCUCAGAAGAGAAGGAGGUUUGCUUGUGUGGUUGGUUUCUGCAUUGUAUUUUAUUUGUUUUUAAAUAAUUUGUUUUGUUUAAUUGAUUUAUUUUUUCUUCCUGUAAGGUCAAAUUCAAUAAGCUGACCCACGUUCACCCUUUCAGCCAAUGUUCUAUUGUCCCAUCUCACAAAUUCACAAUGCUGGAGAAAUUGCAAGGAUCUGUGAAUGCAAAAAGAAAAGGUACAGAGCUCUUCCUUUGUCUCUUGGGAGCAUGUUUCUCACCCAGGAGCUAGUCUCAAAAGGCAUUUUCUCAGCAAGCUCAAGAUUUGGUGCAUUACCUAAGAUGGCGAUUGCUAGUGUCUUAGGUUUCACCAAUGGAAAGAUGCCAUACGUAGGAGAAUGCCCAAAAAAGUUCCAGAAAUUUGGUAUUGUACCAUUUGGUCCACAACAAAAAAGGCAUUGUCAUCAUACUUGCAACAAAUAUGAAGCAAAAUUAGGAUCAAAUGAUGAAGAAGGUUCAAUUCCCUCAUCAUCUUAGUCCCAGGUACGCAACCUUGAAAUUUAAAAUAAAUUCUCACUUCAGUUUCCGUGUUGAGCAGUAUUCUUGUUUGAAACAUUUGAACAGUAUAGUGAAAAUCAUGGAUUUUAAUCAUGGUUUAAAAUCUGAGCAUUAUUCAAGGAAAUACUCUCUAUCUGUGGUUUGUCAUUCAAUUUUGUUUCUUCAUUUUUAGCUAAUGAACCUUUCAUGCUAAUUCUAAAUCCCCCAUUACUGAGGAAUUUCUGCUUUAGCUGUAGCAGAGUAUUGUUUAUAAACCUAAUUGGAAUUAAUUUGGUUUGACUACUUGUAUGAAAACAAAUAUAACUCUUUUCAAUUUCCAUCUUCUUUACUUA